ACACCCUGCGUUCUCUGCGAUCGUUUACUUAAACCAGGCGACUUCCAUUCCAUCCAGUGCAGGUUUGUCCCAGACGGCAUUCUUCCAUCCCCGCUUUACAAUCAUCUGAGAUCCAUUUACGAACCCGUGGCUUCACAAUGUUUGUGAAACAUGCAAAGAAGGCGCUCGUGGCGCUGUCUCUGUUGGCCGCUAGUACGCAAGCUGCACGAGUUCGCUUGGCGAACCGUGCUCCCUCCUUCGACUAUAAGAACCAGAUAGUUCGCGGUGUCAAUCUGGGUGGCUGGCUUGUGACCGAGCCCUGGAUCACUCCCUCAAUCUAUGACAAUGCAGGGGGUGGUGUUGUGGACGAGUGGACGUUGACUCAAACACUGGGCAAGGAUGAAGCCAAAUCCCGGCUGUCUUCUCAUUGGAGUUCAUUCAUCUCGCAGAGUGACUUCGAUCGUAUAGCCCAGGCGGGCCUAAACCACGUCCGGAUUCCCAUUGGAUACUGGGCUGUAGCUUCCAUUGAGGGCGAGCCGUACGUCGACGGUCAGCUAGAGUAUCUCGACAAGGCAAUCACCUGGGCUCGAAGCUCUAACCUUAAGGUUAUAAUCGAUCUUCACGGGGCCCCUGGCUCCCAAAACGGGUUCGACAACAGUGGGCGCCGCGGCCCCAUCCAGUGGCAACAAGGGAACACGGUCAAUCAGACCGUAGCUGCAAUUGAUGCCCUUGCUCGGCGGUACCUCCAGUCAGACGUCGUGGCGGCGAUCGAGGCACUCAACGAGCCCAAUAUCCCCGGUGGAGUAAAUGAGGGUGGUUUGAAGAAUUACUAUUACAGCGUCUUGGCCGAUGUCCAGCGCAUCAAUCCAUCCACUUACGUGUUCCUUUCGGACGGCUUUCAGCCCGUGGAGUCCUGGAAUGGUUUCAUGCAAGGCAGCAAUGUUGUCAUGGACACACACCAUUAUCAAGUCUUUGAUAACGGCUUGCUUGCGAUGAGUAUCGAUGACCAUGUCAAGACCGCAUGCUCUCUCGCCACGCAGCAUCUGAUCCCCUCAGACAAGCCCGUUGUCGUAGGCGAAUGGACCGGUGCUUUGACUGACUGCGCCAAAUAUCUCAACGGGGUUGGUAAUGCGGCUCGCUACGAUGGCACCUACCAGUCCACCACCAAGAUUGGGGACUGUACAGGCAAAUCUACUGGUUCUGCCGCCGAUCUGUCAGCCGAUGAGAAGGCGAACACUCGUCGCUACAUUGAGGCUCAGUUGGAGGCCUACGAGAUGAAGAGUGGUUGGAUUUUCUGGACCUGGAAGACCGAAGGAGCCCCUGGAUGGGACUUGCAGGAUCUUCUUGCCCAGCAGCUCUUUCCUACCUCGCCUACGGAUAGACAAUACCCCCACCAGUGCUCUUGAUUGGUCGGUUUAGCGAUUGGGCGUUUGGAAUUCUGUUGCAGUGACUGCUCUAAUGCUCGACAUUCUUUUACCGUUGUUAUGGUUUACAGCCAGGGCUUAUCCCCUCUCGUCUUACUGUUGCUGUGUCUUUCAUUCCCUUCACUUUUUAUCUUUCUAUUGGCGGUAAUUGG
Molecule: messenger RNA, 1555 nt
Organism: Aspergillus ibericus CBS 121593
Lineage: Eukaryota; Fungi; Ascomycota; Eurotiomycetes; Eurotiales; Aspergillaceae
Gene: exg1
Product: glucan 1,3-beta-glucosidase
Exons: 3
Coding region: 138-1385 (415 amino acids)
Biological process (GO): glucan catabolic process
Cellular component (GO): extracellular region; cell surface
Molecular function (GO): glucan exo-1,3-beta-glucosidase activity
Source: RefSeq, a predicted model, not a curated record